AUGGUUGAAACGGAAACGAAAUUCACGAUAUCUCCCCAGCAAAAGGUGUCCUUUGAGAGAGACGGGUUCCUUGUUCUUCCUGCGGUGUCAGAGGAAGUAUCAAAGAACAUCGUUCAAUGGACAUACGAGGUCAAGAACCUUCCACACCGUUCAGACGCCUGGAUGCAUUAUGAUGAGAUAUCGUCCAAUGGCGAACGCACACUCACGCGAACAGAAAAUUUUGCCGAUUUCCAUCAAGGUUUCAAUGACCUAUUUCGAGGGAAGGUCAUUCUCGAUGUCUUGAAGCAACUCGGUGGGGAAGAAAUGGUUCUGUUCAAAGAGAAAAUUAACUACAAGGCUCCGUGGGCAGGCGGUUAUCGUGCACAUUUGGACGCGACCUCUUAUACCCAUGUUGCGAAAGCCAAGCAUCUUAGUAUCCUGAUGGCUGUCGAACCUGCAACAUUGGAGAACGGGUGUUUAGAGGUCGUAGCAGGCUCCCACAAAUUGGCCGAUUCACCGAACCCUAUUCCGAUUGGCCACGAUUAUUGCAUCGAAGAUGACUGGUCUAUGAAACAGAUUUGGACUCCAGUACCACUUGAAACUGGCCAAUUCCUCAUCUUCGGCUCUUACCUUGCUCAUCGUUCUGCAGCAAAUAACUCAGCUAAUGGCCGAGCUGCUAUCUACGCGACUUAUAACACUCUCUCCGAAGGCGGGGAUAUGCACGACGAGUAUUAUGCCAAUCGACGGCAACACUGGCCACCAACAGCGGACAGAGUACCGGGUGAGAAGUAUGAAUUGGGGGCUAGGAUGUUCGCGUUUGGAUCCCCGAUGCUAAGCGUCGAUUCUUCAGGGUAUCGAGAAAUGGGCCUUUGA
Messenger RNA from Marasmius oreades (fairy-ring Marasmius), 852 nucleotides. RefSeq lists its product as uncharacterized. Bases 1 to 852 code for a protein of 283 amino acids. The transcript is spliced from 12 exons. The record is from RefSeq and is a predicted model, not a curated record. Lineage: Eukaryota; Fungi; Basidiomycota; Agaricomycetes; Agaricales; Marasmiaceae.